AUGGGCAAUGAGUACAACCCAUACUAUAUUAGAAUUCGAACUACUUUGGGAAUAGCUCUACAGGCAAUUCGCGAGGAACUUGUGGCAGCUUUAGGACCUGGUGCUCCAGCAUAUCGAACAGUUGCAAAGUGGGUCGAACGUUUCCGUGAAGGACGAAAAGAUGUCAAUGAUGAUGUUAUCAGCAACAAUCCGCAUUCAACUUAUGAUAAUAUUGUGGCUGAGACAUUUCUCUGUCAUUGUAUAGUUGAACGAAUUAUCCGUGAUCACCUCAAACUAAGAAAAGUUACAUCACGUUGGGUGCCCCAUCAACUAACUGCUGAACAAAAAGAAGAAUGA
This is a messenger RNA of Adineta ricciae, 336 nucleotides long. The record is from the annotation of a GenBank genome assembly. Lineage: Eukaryota; Metazoa; Rotifera; Eurotatoria; Adinetida; Adinetidae.